This is a messenger RNA of Betta splendens (Siamese fighting fish), 2342 nucleotides long. It is a transcript of the gene parpbp, whose product is annotated as PARP1 binding protein. Gene Ontology annotation, cellular component: chromatin. The transcript is spliced from 11 exons. The record is from RefSeq and is a predicted model, not a curated record. NCBI's taxonomy places the organism in Eukaryota, Metazoa, Chordata, Actinopteri, Anabantiformes, Osphronemidae. Bases 160 to 1896 code for a protein of 578 amino acids. Gene Ontology annotation, biological process: negative regulation of double-strand break repair via homologous recombination.
AGUUAAAGUUUGGGGUGUGUAAAAAUAAUGGAAACGGCGUCUCCCACCGUGGUCUGCUGUAAACUGAUUGGCCAGCAGACCGCAUCGGGGAUUUUAAAAUUCACAACAGCUGCGUUUUGUCGUGGAUUGUUGGAGGCUGCUUCAAAUUGAGAGGAUAUAAUGGGGCAUUUAGGAGACCGUCUGAAGCUGAUGGUGAAAACUUUCAGGAGAGAGAGCCACAGGGUUUUAGACUCUGAGAGGACCACCAUUCAUGGAGCUGAUGGUAUGCUAAUGUUGUUGCAGCUGGCCAUGGCAGAGGUGAAUAAACAGCAUGGCAGAGAGUUCAAAGUGGAUUUGAGUGAUGUCCUGAUGGUCUGGAAGUACUUACUAUUAGACAAACUUCACCUGCCACCCCCAAGCUCUGCACGCUUGGAGAAUUAUGACCUCAUCCGGGAGGCAUACGAAUCCUUCUUGAAACGGUCCAACACUGUGGACCUGGUUGAUGUCUUCUCCAUGUACAAACAGCUAAGGAUACUGCACGUGGACCCCGAAGAGCCAGUGAGCCCGAUCCAGUUGUUUGAGUUCCUGUCAGGGAAAAUGGAGUCCAUGGAUUUGCCAGAGUCUUCAGUGCCCUCCACACCUAGCAGUAAAGCCAGGACGUGUAGUUCACAGCUGAAAGUGGCCAUGAGAAGAGUGUACUGCUCCUAUCUGAGUUUGCUGGUGAACUCCAAGAACGACUUGGCCUUGGCGCUUACCCUCGAUGUCCCCAGUCGCUCACUUGGACAGCAGGCAUUUACAGACAUCAAGCAUGCAGGGCACAACAGCACCAUGUCUCUCUUCUUGGCUGUGACAUCGUUUGUACGGGCCAUCCAGCUCGGAGGAAAGGGCUACGCUCCAGCUGAGUCUGACCCAUUGAGGAAAUAUGUCAAAGGCUUGUCUGACUUUGUCCAGUUUCUAGACAAUCUGGAAGAAAUACUGGGGGAGACUCCUGACCCAAGCGUAUGUGGAGGCAGACUGGUGAUGGCCAUCCGGUCAGCGCUGGUGAAGGGACACAGCAGUGCAGAUCAGGUGCACACAGCAGCUGAAGAGACGGCAAAGGAGCUAAAGGAGAGGAUCAGCCAGCUACACCAGGUCCAGAAACAGACUGCUAAUGAAAGGGGGACACAGAUCAGCCCAGCCAGGCCAAAAGCACAUGCUGUCAAUCACGCCACUGCCUACGGAGGUCGGGACACGGUGAAGGUGUUGAUGGCGCUGCUGGAUGGAGAAGCCCUGAAUCCUCCUUGCCAGAACAAAGCGGAGCUGCUGUCUGAGGACCAACCUGUCCUUAAUGGAACUGAGGGAACCUGCAUUCUCACACUGUUCAGGUCUCCUGAAGUCACUACUGGAUCUUCUCCAGAACCCCUCAGGAACCGGGUCCAGAGUCGAGCGGACCUGCUCAAACCCAAGGUCAGAGACCGAGUCGUGCGGUCCCAGUUUGCAUGCACAUACAGAGAUGAAGAGCUGCCACUCAACCGCGUGCUGGAGUUUCCCAGCACCAGCCAACUUCCCACCUGUGUGCACCCAGCACCCAAAACCCAAACCACCACAGCUGUGGACGAGGAGGACUGCUCGCCAGACUCUCCAGCCAAGCCUACCUCUAAAAGUCCAGGGGCUGCUUUGAGGCAAAAGAGUGGAAAUGCUCAGAACACAGGAGCGGGUCAUGGCAAAAGAACAAGUCACAUCAGGGUGCAGAGCAACGGUAACAAGAGGAAGCAGGUGGAUUCUGAGCAAUACGAAGGAUCAGAGAACGAGCCUCCAGAGAAGAAACAGAUGAGUAAAAUGUCAGUCAAACCUCCUGGUAGGAGGGUCAGCAAGGCCUCGAGUAAGAAGAAGCUGAUAGCUGGUCAGGGAAAGCUAACCAGCUUCUUCAGAGUAUAAGAUUAUCUGUGACGAUGAGGACGGCUUGUUUUAAAGGAUGUUAAAGCACAUUCUCUUGUCACUCUGUGGACAAUCACAGCUGUUCAGCAUCAAUGUCUAAUCCUUCCUCUUCUUUUAAAGCCAAGUUUGCAAUUUCUGCCUGGACUAUUGCUUGAAUGAGUCAUUUGAUUUUGGAAAAAUCGUAGAUAAAUUUUCUGUUGAUUCAAGUAAUCCAAGUUAAAAUGGAAGUUUUCACUGAUUAGAGGGAAACAUGAGAAGCUGCAAUAUGAACACAUCAAGCAGAGCCUUCCCCUUCUAUGCUUUCUUUCUCCAUGUUGCUACUAAGCCCUUUUUGCACUUUAAGUGUAUUUAAUGAUCAAUUGUACACUGUAUUUCAUUUCUGAAGCUCCAAAAUGACAUCAGCACUAAUACGAUGCAGGUUUUUAAUAAAUGUUUAUUAUGUUUUA